UCACAGUAUUAUUUCUUUUGUUGCUUCAUUUGCUAGGAACUAGUGUUUUGUUCUUUGGUUGCUUGCUUCAUGGAGUAUACUUAAUGCUUCUUCUUGUCUUCUGAUAUUUCUUGGAACUUGUUUUAGCUAAAGAGGGUGCCUAGUGCAUGACAAUGGCUAAGCUUAACUGUUGAAUUUUGUCGUAGGGCCACUGUGGAAGGUGGUCUGGAGGUUCUCGAACUAUAAAAAUUCUCCAUUUUGUCUACCUUUAUAUCUUGUGAAUGGAGAAUUAUGUAAUUUAUAGUCAAAAUUUGGUGUUCAUGCAUCAUAUAUUGGCACACUUCUCAUCGGCAAUGGGAGGCUUUGCAUCUGUAGUGAAUUUGCUUGGGAGCUGUUCACCUGUUUAGACAUGCCCUUGUGAUAUAUGUCUCUGUAUUUGUAAUUCUCUGCUUGGUUAUCAAAACCAUCAGCUGUUCCUACCAUUAUCCCAUCUGAUGUUCUUAGUUUUCUGAGCAAGUGCACUUCCUCCGGCCCACUAUUUUUGAAUCUUCUAUCAUAGGUCCCAGGUUACAAUAGCUUGUGCAAUGAUGAUGUGCCACCGAUUUUACAUGCGCCAAUCUCAUGCAAAAAAUGACUGGCAGACGAUAGCAACUGCCAGUCUGUUCCUCGCUUGCAAAGCUGAAGAUGAGCCAUGUCAACUGUCCAGCGUUGUUGUUGCAUCUUAUGAAAUCAUUUAUGAGUGGGAUCCCUCUGCCUCAAUUAGAAUCCAUCAAACUGAAUGUUACCAUGAAUUUAAAGAAAUUGUUUUGGCGGGGGAGAGGCUUGUGCUGGACACAAGUGCUUUCCAUCUAGACAUUGAACUUCCCUACAAACCUCUGGCUGCUGCUUUGAAUAGGCUGAACGCUUGGCCUGACCUUGCAACAGCAGCAUGGAAUUUUGUGCAUGACUGGCUUCGAACCACCCUAUGCUUGCAGUACCGACCCCAUGUUAUUGCAACUGCCACUGUGCACCUAGCUGCCACAUUCCAGAACGCGAAAGUAGGCAGUAGGAGAGAUUGGUGGUUGGAGUUUGGAGUUACAACUAAGCUAUUAAAAGAGGUGAUCCAGGAGAUGUGCAUACUGAUGGAAGUGGACAGAAGGAGGACUAUGCCACCUCCACCUCCACCUCCAAGAAGAGAGUUAACUUGGGCAAUACCUGCACCAAUAAAGCCAGUCCAUAUGGCUAGAGCUUAUCCAUUUCACAGCUACCCUUUGCAGUCCUAUAGACAGGCUGGCAUCUGGUGAGCCAUUGUUGAACAGCAUGAAGAUGUAAUCUCCCUUGGAGUUGAGUUGGAUUGACAAAAGAAGACUCAUGAGAGAGAGGCAGUGUAGCAUUAUAUAGCGAUCAGAGUGAGGUGCUUUUGUCUAAGUUAAGCCUCUCAGGUAUGACCAAAGUGAAUUCUCUCAAGAUUAAUCAUCUUUGUUCUCGUACAGAGAGAUUAUGUAUAGAAGUGUCCAUUCACAUGUUAUAAUACUAGAAGACUUCAUACCGUUGUAUAUCUCGAAUCUAUGUUUUGGGUUUCGUUCAAAAGUUCAAAAUUGUUUUUGACUUCU
This is a messenger RNA of Capsella rubella, 1571 nucleotides long. Its product is annotated as cyclin-T1-3. Bases 564 to 1262 code for a protein of 232 amino acids. The record is from RefSeq and is a predicted model, not a curated record. The transcript is spliced from 6 exons. Gene Ontology annotation, biological process: positive regulation of DNA-templated transcription, elongation; regulation of transcription by RNA polymerase II. Gene Ontology annotation, molecular function: cyclin-dependent protein serine/threonine kinase activator activity. NCBI's taxonomy places the organism in Eukaryota, Viridiplantae, Streptophyta, Magnoliopsida, Brassicales, Brassicaceae. Gene Ontology annotation, cellular component: cyclin/CDK positive transcription elongation factor complex; nucleus.